AUAGUACUGCAACAACUAACUGCUAUUGCUAUUUUAUUAAACUAUAUCUAAUAAGUAAUCAAGUGUUUUGUUGAUUUUAUCCCCGGAAAACUCGAACAAAACCGCUCCAAAAUGGGUAAAAAGCAACACCAGAAGGACAAAAUGUACCUGACCUACACGGAGUGGUCAGAGUUCUACGGUGGACACAAAGUGGGUUCGGUCGAAAACGAACAGAUCAAGUUCAAGCGGCUCCCGUUCGACCACUGCUGCCUGUCAAUGGUUCCGUUCGAGCAUCCAUACUGCGACAAGGACGGGAAUGUGUUCGAACUGCAGGCGAUUGUGGAUUUUAUCAAACACUUCAAAGUGAACCCGGUGACUGGAGCGCCGCUCGAUGGGAAAUCGUUGGUCAAGUUGAACUUUAGCAAGCAUCACGAUGGACAGUACCACUGUCCGACGUUGUUCAAACCAUUCACCAAAAACUCACACAUUGUGGUAAACGGUAAGUCGGGCAAUGUAUUCUCCUACGAAGCGAUUGAGCAGCUGAAUAUCAAGGCUAAGAAUUGGAAGGAUCUGCUGGAUGAUACCCCAUUCACUAGGAAGGAUCUGAUCACGAUUCAAGAUCCGGCAAACUUGGAAAAGUUUAACAUUAGUAAUUUCCAUCAUAUUAAGAAGAAGAUGCGUGUGGAAACGGAAGAGGAGUUGGCGGAGAAGAAGGAUCCCCAGGGCAGGUUGAAGACGAUUUCGAUGGAAACGAGAGAAAUUCUGACCCAGUUGGAGAAGGAUUACAAAGCUCCGGAGGAAAAAGCUGUCGUACAUAAGGUGGCGGAUAAAUUCAAUGCGGCGCACUACUCGACGGGAGCGGUGGCUGCUGCUUUCACAUCGACUUCGAUGGUUCCAGUGUUGAAUCAUGAGGCGGCUAUUAUUGAAGAGGAUGUGAUCCGGUAUGAACGAGUCAAGAAGAAGGGCUACGUAAGAUUCUUGACGAACUUUGGGGCAUUGAAUUUGGAGUUGUACUGCGAUCAGGUGCCGAAGACGUGCGAAAAUUUCCUCAAGCACUGCCAAACUGGGUACUACAAUGGGUGCAUGUUUCAUCGAUCAAUCAGAAAUUUUAUGAUCCAGGGUGGUGAUCCGACCGGAGUAGGCAACGGUGGAUCGUCUAUUUGGGGCAAGAAGUUCGCUGACGAAAUUCGACCGAAUUUGUCUCAUUCCGGACGAGGAAUUCUGUCGAUGGCCAACUCGGGACCGAACACGAAUGGGUCGCAGUUCUUCAUAACGUAUCGUUCCUGUCGACAUCUGGAUGGCAAGCAUACAAUAUUCGGAAAGUUGGUCGGUGGCCUGGAAGUGCUGACCGAGAUGGAGCGUGUCGAAGUGGACAAUAAGGAUCGACCAAUAGAGAACAUCUUCAUCCAGCGUGUGCAGGUAUUCGUCGACCCGUUUCAGGAAGCUGACGAAGAGCUGGCCAAUCAACGGUCCGAAGAACUGGAACGAGUGCAUCGGGAAGCGGAGGAGAAGCAGAAAAAGUCCACCCGGGCACAACCGUUGAAAGUAUUUCGCUCUGGCGUUGGCAAGUACCUGGACAAGGACGUUACCAAAAGGCUAGCAGAACCGGAACCUUCCACCAGCAGCGGAGGGUAUCCAACUCAAACAAAGAAACACAAAAAGGAAGAAGCAAUUAAUAAGUUUGGAAACUUUAAAUCGUGGUAAAUCUGUAUCUAUUUACAUCUAAAAUCUACGGCGUAAAAUAUUCAAUGUUCCGAUCCGAAC
Ochlerotatus camptorhynchus is the source of this 1743-nucleotide messenger RNA. Its product is annotated as RING-type E3 ubiquitin-protein ligase PPIL2. NCBI's taxonomy places the organism in Eukaryota, Metazoa, Arthropoda, Insecta, Diptera, Culicidae. Gene Ontology annotation, biological process: protein peptidyl-prolyl isomerization; protein polyubiquitination; protein folding. The transcript is spliced from 3 exons. Gene Ontology annotation, molecular function: peptidyl-prolyl cis-trans isomerase activity; ubiquitin protein ligase activity. Gene Ontology annotation, cellular component: catalytic step 2 spliceosome. The record is from RefSeq and is a predicted model, not a curated record. Bases 112 to 1683 code for a protein of 523 amino acids.